GGCUUGUGCUUUUGCUCGUGUUUUUUUUCUUUUGUAAUUUAUGGCUAUGGACGAGGAAGAGAGACCGAGAAAGCAGCAGAAGCUGGGUAUUGAGGGACAGAAGCCGGAGGAGAGUAUGGGACCCUCGAUGACCAGCGAAGAAAAAGUUGACGACCAUGCGACAACAGCUACACACAAUGGAAACGAGGAGAGCAAGGCUAUCUUUGAAACCGACAAUGGCGAAGAAAAUAACCCAGAAGCCACUGGCGACCAACAAAAACCCGAAGGCGAAACCACCGCGCCCACAUUAUCGAAAAACCAACUGAAGAAACUCCGCCGCAGAGAAGCCUGGGACGCAAAAGCCGACGAGCGCAAAGCAAAGAGAAAAGAAGAAAAUGCCGCAAAGAAACAACGAAAAAAGAACCUACUAGAGGAGGCGAAGAAACAAGGGAAGGAGGCUGAAGAGGCGAUGCGGAAAAAGCUUGCGUCAACGAGACAACGGCAUCACCAGUCGACGCUUGUCCCGCUUACCUUCAUCAUGGACUGUGGCUUUGAUGAGUUGAUGAUGGAUAAGGAGCGGAUAUCGCUGGGGUCGCAGUUGACGAGGGCGUACUCGGAUAACAGCCGGUCGAAGUAUCGUGUGCACUAUGUGAUAUCCUCUUUUGAUAAGCAGCUCAGGGAGCGGUUUGAUACGGUGCUCAAGAAGACCUAUUUGAACUGGAGGGGUGUUCGCACCAUGCAGGAGGACUACGUGCAUGCGGCAGAGAUGGCGAAAGUGUGGAUGACGGGUCCUGAAGGAGGCAAGUUGGCUGGGAAACUCGAGGAGCAAUCUGAUGCCAGACCGGAGGACGGAGAGGUUGUCUACCUCAGUAGCGACAGCCCGAAUACGUUGACAGAGUUGAAGCCGCACAGUACAUACAUUAUUGGAGGACUGGUGGAUAAGAACCGCCACAAGGCCAUCUGUUACAAACAGGCGACGGAGAGGGGGAUCAAGACGGCCAAGCUGCCCAUUGGGGAAUACAUUCAGAUGGCUUCGCGCUCGGUGCUGGCAACGAACCAUGUCAUGGAGAUCAUGCUGCGCUGGUUGGAAACAGGAGACUGGGGGGAGGCAUUCAUGCAGGUCAUUCCUCAACGCAAAGGAGGGAAGCUGAAGGGUAAGGCUGCUGGGGAGGAGGGUAGCCCUCCUAAUGAAAAUGCCGAGGGUGUUGAAGACGAUGGUGAUAAUGAUGAUGAUGAUGAUGCUGAAGCUGCCGACGCCGUUGAGGCAGAAAUUGAACAGCAGGAACUCUCUGUGGCUGCCGAACAGGCGUAAAAGGUUGCCAAUUAGCGUUUAGAUAUCCAGUGUAUGCCCUGUAUCAUAGCCUAUUUUCCGUCUUGUAUAGCUUCAUUGUUGGAGUAAUGCUUAUUCAGCGACUCAGCCACAGCGCCACAACGCCACCGGUCAAUGACGGCAGAAUCAAAACAACGACUUUUUUUUCCUUUUUCUAGAAAAAAAACUUC
Molecule: messenger RNA, 1479 nt
Organism: Aspergillus ruber CBS 135680
Lineage: Eukaryota; Fungi; Ascomycota; Eurotiomycetes; Eurotiales; Aspergillaceae
Gene: trm10
Product: tRNA (guanine(9)-N(1))-methyltransferase
Exons: 1
Coding region: 41-1291 (416 amino acids)
Biological process (GO): tRNA N1-guanine methylation
Cellular component (GO): nucleus
Molecular function (GO): tRNA binding
Source: RefSeq, a predicted model, not a curated record